GGGGAGCCCCCCGGGGGGCCCGGGCCCGGGCCCGGGGGCCUCGGCGCUGGAGAAGAACGUGGCGGAGCUGACGGUGAUGGACGUGUACGACAUGGCCUCCCUGGUGGGGCAGGAGUUCGAGCGGGUCAUCGACCAGCACGGCUGCGAGGCCAUCGCCCGCCUCAUGCCCAAGGUGGUCCGCGUCCUGGAGAUCCUGGAGGUGCUGGUCAGCCGCCACCACGUCGGCCCCGAGCUCCAGGACCUGCGCCUCGAGCUCCACCGCCUCCGCCUCGAGAGGGUCGACCGCAUCGAGAAGGAGAGGAAGCACCAGAAGGAACUGGAGCUUGUGGAAGACGUAUGGCGAGGAGAAGCCCAGGAUCUGCUUACCCAGAUUGCGCAGUUGCAAGAGGAAAACAAGCAACUGCUGACCAAUCUCUCCCAUAAGGACGUAAAUUUCUCCGAGGAAGAGUUCCAGAAGCACGAAGCUACUCCCCAGGCGCAGGGCACAUUUGACUAUCCUGUUGAUCUUCUCUGGGGACCAGGCAUGUCGGAGAGGGAGCGGCAGGUGAUGAAGAAACUGAAGGAAGUGGUGGAUAAACAGAGGGACGAGAUCCGGGCCAAAGACCGGGAGCUCGGCCUGAAGAACGAGGAUGUGGAGGCCCUGCAGCAGCAGCAGGCGCGGCUGAUGAAGAUCAACCACGACCUGCGGCACCGCGUGGCCGUGGUGGAGGCCCAGGGCAAGGCCCUCAUCGAGCAGAAGGUGGAACUGGAGGCCACGCUGCAGGCCCGGGACCAGGAGCGCGGCAGCAUGCGAGCCGAGAUCGGGAGGCUCCGCGAGAAGCUGCAGGGGGAGGCCCGGCAGAACGGCCAGGAGACGCAGGCAGAGCCGAGCAUCGAGGAGUUCGUCUCCGAGUCGGAGAAGAUGGCCCUGGACCUGAAGGAUCCAAACCGCCCGCGGUUCACUCUGCAAGAGCUGCGCGACGUCUUGCACGAGAGGAACGAACUGAAGUCCAGGGUGUUUUUAUUGCAGGAAGAGCUGGCCUACUACAAGAGCGAAGAAAUGGAAGAAGAAAGCCAUCCACCACAGCCCACUCCAAUCAUCCAUUCAAAAUCAUCUCCCCAGCCAGAGUCUGGUAUCAAGCGACUGUUUAGUUUCUUCUCACGAGAUAAAAAGCGCCUGGCUAACGCCCAGAGAAACGUUCACUUCCAGGAGUCCUUUGGCCAGUGGGCAGACUCCAACAGGGAAGACAGCUACACUGAACAAGGCCAAGAAGCACUGCAGCACCUGUGACUUAAAGCCAUGUGACAACCUGCUUACCACAUUAAACCCGAACACCCUAAGAACAACGAGCUUCUGUUCCAAGUCCCGGCAGCCGCAAGUCCCGUCUGCCUCGCGCACCUCCGAGGUUGUGUUUCAGAUCUGCUUCCCGAAAGGGAUGCUCGCAGUCGAGUUGUUUACUUGGCGACAGCCGUCCCAAAAACAAACUCCUGACUGCGAUAACCGUUAUUUAUAGCCCGGGGUAUCACAGUUUCUAGUAGACGACGCUACGGUCCGGAGGGUGUGUACUUAAACCUAAUGGUCUAUGGCCUGACGUCCGCAUUAAUGUCAGUAACCCGAGCUUCUUUAGAAACCAAAAAUGAUGAAUGCUACUAUGAUUUCUUUUGCAGUCUACAGAAUGUAUUUGUGAAGACUUUUUGUUACCUAUUUUACGUAAAACUUGAGGGGAAGAAUGGGGUGCCGGUUUUCCGGGAGCUCUGUUAGACAUUUUCCGGGUGAUUUUGGGGGGACUAUAACAAAGGAAACUGUUGCUUGGUAAGAUACGCCCGGGCUGACAAUACCAGGGUAGGCAACGCUAUGUUGUUCCCGUCAGACAAAGCAGCAGAAAUUCAACAGAGACGUACAAUACGGAAACCUAGAAAUUGGAGGCAGCCAUUCGCGAGCCGGGGGUUGUAUAUUGCACCUUGUUAUUUAUAGUGCCUAAAGCAUGUAGAUACUUAUGUACAAGGUGAGUGUGCCUUGGAUUUUGCUAUGACUUAUGCAGUAUUAACAAAAAAAAAUACUAAAUGAGGUAGUUUAAACUUCGCAUGUUGUCUCUGAA
Tachyglossus aculeatus (Australian echidna) is the source of this 2078-nucleotide messenger RNA. RefSeq names its product Rab interacting lysosomal protein like 1 (gene RILPL1). Gene Ontology annotation, cellular component: cytoplasm; ciliary basal body. The transcript is spliced from 7 exons. Gene Ontology annotation, biological process: cilium assembly. The coding region runs from base 77 to 1270 and encodes 397 amino acids. The record is from RefSeq and is a predicted model, not a curated record. NCBI's taxonomy places the organism in Eukaryota, Metazoa, Chordata, Mammalia, Monotremata, Tachyglossidae. Gene Ontology annotation, molecular function: protein dimerization activity.